AGAAAUACUAUCAUAUCAGAAGCGAACAGUUUUCUUCAUUUUCUCAAGUCUUGUCAGGAUGAAGACAAAGCUUUCUGGGUUUAUCAGGAUGAUAAUAAAAUAUCGAUAUGCACUGAUGAGCCUCUUCUCAGCAUGAUCGAAGGAAACCAGCCCGUUUUCAUUUGUGAAAAGAUGGUAACCCUGCCUCCAUUGCCAGUUGACCCUGUGGAACUGGAAAGCAAAGAGGAUAUCAGUCUCAGUGAAGAAGCAGAUGUUAAACUGCAGGAUCUUGACAUUGGGCCACAACCACUCACUGUCAAUAAAGCCAGACAGAUGUUGUCAUGGUACACCAUGUCUCAGAACCCCAACAUGCCCAAAGUGGAUGCUCACGUCCUGCCACCUCUCUGGGUUCGUUGUGACAUGGAUGACCCUGCUAACACUUGCUGGCUGGGUGCAGAAACAGUCUACGCUGGCAGCAAAGCCACAGCUGUCAAACUGUACACAGUCUGCUGUAAAGGGGCAGCAGUGGACGAAACGAUCACGAUGGACCAGCUGAAACAAGAACACCAGAACAGACACCACUCCUCAGCAGUGCUGACAAAAGGCCUGGCUGAAUACAACCUGUUCUGCUCAGUGAGAGAGGAGAGUCUGAUUGUGGAGUCUCAGAGCAGUGUUACUGCCACCUUUAGAUGGAAUAAUGUUGAGAAAAUGUUGGAGAUCCCUCCUUUGUCAUCUGCUGUUACUCUGCAUAUCAAAGUGUCAGUUGGGGACAUAAGAAGCCCGAUGUAUCAGACCUACAGAGAGAUGGAAUUUCUUCUGUCCCUGGCUGAAGGUUUGAGGACAGGAGAGAUCGAGUGGAUAGAACCUCUUGAAACAAAGUCUCCUAUGGAAUUAACCAGAGCGCUCAUAGAAGAGCUGGAGAACCUUGCCAAUGCUGUCCCUGGCCAGAAUUUAAAAUCAGAGAACCAAAAGACCAAAAAUGAUUCGGUGCUAGCUUUUAGCUCUAUGAUAUUGGAGAGAGGGGAUCUGGACUUCACCGAACAGCUCUGGAAUAAAAUGCGGAGGAGUGUGGCCUCAUAUCAAGACAUAACAGACUCUCUAAAAUUAGUCAUCAAAGCUGUGCGGUUUGGUCAGAUUAAACCUUGGGUGCACAGGGACAGCAGCAGCUCUCUGAGUAAGCUCAUAGUGCAGUCCUAUCAGCAGCAGGUGGACACAGUGCCUCUCACUGGCCUCACUCCUGCUAUCAUGCUGUUGGAGCUAGGUCUGGACAAGAUGAGAAAAGACUACAUCAACUACCUAGUUGGUAAGGAGCUGACGACGCUCAACCAUUUGAGUUACUACCUAAGCGGUGAGGUGGACCUACAGGAGCAGGUGAUCAGACUUAGAAAACUGCACCAUCUGCUGGAGACCCUGGGCACCCUCAGCAGCUUUCUCAACUUGCCCCAUGAGCGUCUGUUCUUCUUCACACAGUCUUGUUUGCAGUACUACAAAUCUGCACCUUAUGACGAACUACACGUGUUCCAAAUGCAAAUCAAACCUGCCCUUAUCAGCCACUUUUACCAGACUGAGCAGCCGUCUUCCUGGAGAGUGGAGGUGUCUAGUGGACAGGGGUCAAGAGAAGUAAAAACCUCCUGGCAUCUCAGUGAUAAACCUCUAGUAAAUCACGUCACAUUUGAUACAGAUCUACCACUGGAGGUGUCGGUGAGUGCCGAAAAUGAAAAGACACCCUACUUCAGAACUAUGGUGUGCUGCAGCCUGGCCAACUUCAGUUAACAGGUCUGUAUUAAUAUAAAUGACUGCACCAAAGGAAAAGAAGAAACAGGCUUCUACUUUCAUCACUGCAUAAAAACCCACUGCUAUUCUGAUGUUAUUUUGACUAACUUGUUGUAUUUGUAAUAAAUGUAUAUUAUAUAAACAG
Trichomycterus rosablanca is the source of this 1897-nucleotide messenger RNA. It is a transcript of the gene zwilch, whose product is annotated as zwilch kinetochore protein. Bases 133 to 1752 code for a protein of 539 amino acids. The transcript has 18 exons. Gene Ontology annotation, biological process: protein localization to kinetochore; mitotic spindle assembly checkpoint signaling. Gene Ontology annotation, cellular component: RZZ complex. Lineage: Eukaryota; Metazoa; Chordata; Actinopteri; Siluriformes; Trichomycteridae. The record is from RefSeq and is a predicted model, not a curated record.